GGAGAAGGAAGAAGAGGGUAGCGGUGGCCUAGGGAAGCAGUCGUUGUAGCUAGCCGGAGAGGCAGUACUGAACUGGAUGUCUGGAACCACCGUCGAAGCCCGCAUGCAACUGGCGACAAGGACAGGGUCGGCGGGGCGCAGAGGGAGGGUCGGCGCGGCAGAGAUAGAGGGUCGGCGCGGUAGAGAGGGAUACUUGGGCGGCGACAGGCUCGUCGGUCGUCCAGUCGCCGAACUGCUGGAGAAGACGAAGGGUAGGCGGCCGGCGCGUUCUCCUAUUCACGGAGCUGUCGACCACGAGCAGGCGGUCGGCGAGACGCCGACUCGCUGCUCGCUGGACUGCGCUGGAGACUGGAGAUCGAUCGGUGACGGGCCUCUCCGUCACGAGCAGGCAGACUGCAGGGCAGGCGCUAGGCAGCGGCGAUCUGAUUCUGGUAUGGAGAAAAGAGGCGGCAGAGAGGCUUGGAGCUUGGAGGUCGAAGGCCGAAGAGAAAGAAUCAAUUAGGGUUAGCAGUUAGUACAGUCAUUUCGUCGAUUAAAUUUUUUUUUCAAUU
This is a messenger RNA of Linum trigynum, 551 nucleotides long. The record is from the annotation of a GenBank genome assembly. NCBI's taxonomy places the organism in Eukaryota, Viridiplantae, Streptophyta, Magnoliopsida, Malpighiales, Linaceae.